AUGUAAUAUUAGAUUUAAAUCAUUGACAUAUAGUCCUAUGAAAAUAAAUAGUAUUACAAUGUUAGAAUUACGAAUAACUAUUAUACUUGCUAUCGUGACGUGAGGGUGCGCUUUUCAGAUCUCAAUUAACUGUCUCGAAACCUUCAGGCUGAUAAUUAUCAACUUCAUUUGCCUUUAUUUCCAGAGAAAUCCAUUUUCAAUUCAUGGUUUCAGAGCAGCGAAAGUAAGGAAGAAUUGCAAGAGUAUCUUAAAUCUAUUUAGACCUACUUGUCUCAUAUUAAUAAGUACGAAAAAGAUAUUUAUACUUAAAGAAUCAUAAUCUACAAGCCUGAUGCUAUAAAUAAUUUUGUAUGCAACACUUUUGACCCUGAAAGACUGAAGUGUUUGACUUUUGGCAAAUUAACCAAGGAAAUUCUCUAUAGCAAUUAUAUAAAAUCUGCUUAAAUUAAAAAGAGCUAAUUCAAUAAGGUGUUUAGAGUAAGCGUUAGCUAAGUGGCCUUAACGGUGCAUCAAUAUCUGAUUCCUCAAUGUGACGUUGCUAAAGUUGAAUACGAGCAUUUCAAGCGAUCGCAGUUGCUCAUUUCAGAUUUCACCUACAUUGUCAAGUGUUUGGAAAUAGGCCACAUCCAUAAGAAUAAGCCCUUCUUCAAUAAGAAGAUCAAGAAGACGAUCUACAAUAGAUUUAUCAAAAUCGAAGACUUGCAGUAUGAUACGAUAUACGCAGUUGAGGAAUGGGUGGAAUAACCCAUGAAUGAGCUAAUUUAAUUGAGAGCUUAAACUCAUAAUUUGUUUCAGUUAGAAGUAAUUGUGGAAGCCAUUAUAACUUUGGUGACAGUGGCUUAAUAUUUAUAAUUCUUAUAGAUAUUCUAGAAAUAGUUCUCUGUAAGUUAUUUGUUUUAUGAUGAAAAAAAAGGAUUUAAAGUUGGUGGAUUAUCUCCUAUUCUUGCCUACAAAAAGAAAUACCGCAUUUAAUAUGAUAAAGAAAGGAAUGAUUAUUAAGCUCUACAAGCACCUGAAAGUAAUUCAUAAGCAAAUCAAUUCGGUUUCAAAAGCAAUUUAAAUCUUUCAGUCAAGACCGAUGUUUGGUAAAUUGGGAUGGUAAUUUUGUCAAUGGCUUCACUCACAUUGCCGAUGGAUUUGAUUUCACAAGAUGCUAUUGAAAAUAAAUUGAAAUUUGUUUCAUUACAAUAUGGGGAAAUGUUAGGGAGUUUAAUCAGGAAUAUGCUGUUACGUAAUCCCAUUGAGAGAUGUUCUCUUAUUGAUGUCGGUUGUGCUGCCCAAAAUCUGCUGCCCAUGAAAUUGGAAUACUUAAAGUAUGAAGAGAAAACCGAAAGAAUUUAAAUUACUUCGCUUUCACAACAAUAACUUGAAGAAUUGGACAAGUCUUUUAAAGAGAAGAAAAGAAGAAAAUACAUCAUUCAAAUGAGUGUCAGCAAACCUAUUGUCUAAUAAAUGUUCUUGUUUUAUUUGGAAAGAAUCAAAAGAGAAAAUGUGACUCAAUUAUACAUCAAUCUAUCUCACUAACAGAUUCCUGAUGAGUUCAUUGAUAAAAUGAUGUUAAUAAUCAUUGAAUAUAAGAAUCUAUAGUAACUUAUAUUCAAUACGAAAGAAUGCUCUAUUAAUGAUGUUGCUUGUUUAAAUAUUAUUAAUCAAGCUAAUCUAAUAACUCAAUUAAAACAAUUAACACUGGGAAUAAGCGGAAUUUCAAUUAAUUAGAUUCCUUUAACAAAAUUUCGAGUGGUUGUGUAUAACCAAUGA
Messenger RNA from Paramecium tetraurelia, 1758 nucleotides. RefSeq lists its product as uncharacterized. The transcript is spliced from 4 exons. Lineage: Eukaryota; Ciliophora; Oligohymenophorea; Peniculida; Parameciidae. Gene Ontology annotation, molecular function: ATP binding; phosphatidylinositol binding; protein kinase activity. Gene Ontology annotation, biological process: protein phosphorylation. The record is from RefSeq and is a predicted model, not a curated record.